This is a messenger RNA of Camarhynchus parvulus, 1219 nucleotides long. RefSeq names its product matrix metalloproteinase-14-like. The transcript is spliced from 2 exons. The record is from RefSeq and is a predicted model, not a curated record. The coding region runs from base 117 to 443 and encodes 108 amino acids. Lineage: Eukaryota; Metazoa; Chordata; Aves; Passeriformes; Thraupidae.
UCCCCUUUCCCCCCCUCAGGUAUUACCGGUUCAACGAGGCCCUGGGGGCCGUGGACCCCGAGUACCCCAAAAGCAUCGAGGUCUGGGGGGUCCCCCCGAGCCCCCGCGGAGCCUUCAUGGGGCCCGACGACGCCUUCACCUAUUUCUACCGCUCGCACCUCUACUGGAAGUUCGACAACGCGGCGCUGCGCGUGCUGCCCGGCUACCCCAAAUCCGCGCUCCGCGAUUGGCUGGGCUGCCCCGCGCCGGCCCCGCCCACCCGCGCGCCCGACACCGAGGUCAUCGUCAUCGCCGUGGGGGCGGGGCCCGGCGCGUGGGCGGCGCCCAUGGCGCUGCUGGGCGUGGCCGCGGCCGCGGGGGGCGUGGCCUUGCUCUGGAGGCGCAGGGGCGGGGCCCACGCGCACCUGAGGCGGUGCCAGAGGUCGCUGCUGCCCAGGGUGUAGCCACGCCCACUUUUUGGGGUUUUUUUUUUGGCGCGGGGGACACGCCCACUGGAGGGACGAGCCCGUCCGGCUUGCCUGGACACGCCCACUUUGCAUGGACACGCCCACUUUGCAUGGACACACACAAUUUGCAUGGACACGCCCACCUGACUUACCUGGACACACCCACCUGUUUUACAUGGACACACCCACUUUGUAUGGACACGCCCACCUGAAUUACAUGGACACGCCCAAUUUGCAUGGACACGCCCAGCUGACUUACCUGGACACGCCCACUUUGCAUGGACACACCCACCUGAAUUACAUGGACACGCCCAAUUUGCAUGGACACGCCCACCUGACUUACCUGGACACGCCCAUUUUAUACAGACACGCCCCCAGAUUCACAUAGACACGCCCACUAUGCAAGGACACGCCCACCUGACUCACCUGGACACACCCGCUUUAUAUGGACACGCCCCUAGACUCACCUGGACACGCCCACCUGACUCACCUGGUCAACAUGGACACGCCCACUUUACAAGGACACCUCCCCGAAUUUUCCUGGCCACGCCCACUUUACAUGGCCACACCCCCUGACUCUCCUGACUCACCCGGACGUUCCCACCCACCAAAGCCACGCCCCCCUCGGCAAAAGGGCCACGCCCACACACCCCUCCACUCUUGGCCACGCCCCUUUCCCCAGUUAUGGUGCUGCGGGCCGGGCCCCGCCCCCUCCCUUGCAGCCGAUUGGCUGAGAGGGGAGCGGGGUUAUGCAAAUGAAGAGGGCGGGGUUU